Aspergillus candidus is the source of this 1404-nucleotide messenger RNA. Its product is annotated as S-adenosyl-L-methionine-dependent methyltransferase. NCBI's taxonomy places the organism in Eukaryota, Fungi, Ascomycota, Eurotiomycetes, Eurotiales, Aspergillaceae. The record is from RefSeq and is a predicted model, not a curated record. The coding region runs from base 91 to 1356 and encodes 421 amino acids. The transcript is spliced from 5 exons. Gene Ontology annotation, molecular function: O-methyltransferase activity.
CGCCGUCAUCCUACAUCACAUGUACACCACGUCCGACACAUUCUGCACAUACACACUCCUGUACAUAUAUCAAUCUCUCACCGUGUAAAUAUGACGGCCACUGCAGUGUCCAUGCCGAAUUCGGUACUCACCCCCUUCCCAACCUUACCUCCAGCAUCGUCAUCAGCACCAUCACCAAAGUCAGACCUCCUGGCGCUGGUUGACCGGAUUCGCCACGCCGCAGCGAACGAGCACAAUGCAUCCCCGGACUCGCAUUCCCAACUCCUCAACCUCAUUGAUGAGUUGAAGUUGGCCGUGGAAACGCCGAACGAGACAGUCCUGCGUCUCAUCUAUCAGCCUCCCCAAAAUGCGGCCCUCCGGACGGUCAUGGACAUGGGUAUCUGCCCUCUGCUCGUGCAACACGCACACAGCGGACUAUCGGCCACCGAGCUGGCCGGGCAUACCGGUGCCGAGCGGGCUUUGAUAGUGCGACUCAUGAGAGUCAUGGUGGCCCUGGGGUUGUGCGACAACCCCUCGACCGAGGUGUACCUGCCGAAUAGCAAGACGUUGGCUUUGACGCAGCCGAUCGGCAGGGACGGUGUUCCUUGCAUUUACGACCUUACUCUCCCAACGCUCUCCAAGCUCCCCGACUACUUCCGCGACCACCAGUAUGUCAUGCCCAGGGAGUACAAGAGUUGUCCGAUGCAGUGGGCCGUCGGCCAGAGCCAGUUCGAGUGGCUUGCCCAGCGUAAGCUGAGCCAGACGCGCUUUAACUCGUACAUGGCUUCCCGUCGACAGGGUAGGCCGGCUUGGUUCGACACGUUCCCUGUCGAGCGGCUGAGCCGGACGGCUGUCGCGCGCGACGACGCCGUCUUCCUGGUCGAUGUAGGCGGGAAUCAGGGGCAUGACUUGGUGCGGUUCCGGAAACGAUUCCCCUCCGUCUCUGGGAGGGUGGUGCUGCAGGAUUUGCCUAAGGUCGUGGCGUCUGCGCCGGCGUCGUCGUUGAAGGAUGAUGGCGUUGAGAUUAUGGGGUAUAGCUUUUUUGAUCCGCAGCCGGUGAAGGGAGCACGGGUUUACUACUUCCGCGCCAUCUUCCACGACUGGCCAGAUGAUAUUUGUCGCCAGAUCCUGGCCAACACCGUCUCCGCCAUGGACGCAGAUUAUUCCCGGAUCGUGAUCGUGGACUUUGUCCUCCCCGACACGCAUGCUCCGCUUCUACAGUCCAGCCUAGACAUCCAGAUGAUGAGUAUCGGGGCUGGGGCGGAGCGGUCAGAGAGCCAGUGGAAGGAGCUGCUCGGGAGCGCGGGACUCGAGAUCCGGAGUGUCUGGAGGAACGGCCCUGGUAUGGAGAGUGUGAUGGAGGUUGCAGUGCGGUAGACUUCGUUGGGCUGCACGAUGUCGCUACCAAGGAGACUGGCCUAGCAA